AUGAACCUCUUCCGAGCACCAGCCGCUCGUGCGGCAAAGACACUCGAUAGGUCUCUCUUUGCAAAAACUCUUAACGCUGCGGCGGCUUCUAUCAAGGAGAAUAAGCUGCUGUCCAAGUAUAGAAAGGAGCUUGAGAAGACCAAUGAGGUUUUGUUUAUGGAGAGAUAUAAUCCCGUCUUGCCUGAUCCAGACCCGUCACUUGCUUCUCAAGGCAAAAAAUGUAUCGUGUUGGCUCCUCAGAUUAAGCCUGCGUCUCCAGAAACAUGGAGUCCCAUCCUCAAAGAAGCCUCGAAAGUCGGUGAUAUUAAGGUGGUACCGUAUGAUAUUGAAAUUGGAUAUGACUCUUGGUCUUAUCUUGAUGUUAUGAAAUCCAUUCUUCCAGAUGAACUUCACGAGGAAAUCCCAAGUGGCUUCAACACCGUGGGACACGUCGCCCACCUCAACAUCCGUGAUCAGUACCUACCUUACAAGAACAUUAUCGCCCAAGUGCUUCUAGACAAGAACCCUCACAUCAAAACCGUGAUCAACAAGAUCGAUAAUGUCGGUUCAGAGAACGAGUUCAGGACCUUUGCCUACGAAGUCCUUGGUGGUCCCGAUGAUAUGAACGUGGAGGUGAGCGAGGCCGGCUGCGUAUUCAAGUUCGACUACUCCAAGGUAUACUGGAACAGCAAGCUCGACACGGAGCACAAACGGAUUGCAGGACUUUUCAAGCCUGGAGAGGUUGUUGCAGAUGUCAUGGCUGGUAUUGGACCCUUUGCGGUACCGGCUGGCAAGAAGGGCGUCUUUGUCUGGGCCAACGACAAGAACCCAGAGAGCUACCGCUACCUUGAGGAAGCGAUCCGCAGGAACAAGGUCUCGGAGUUUGUCAAGCCCUUCAACUACGAUGGCCACGACUUCAUCCGCACAUCCGCAAACCUUGUCCUGGAGGCAUCAAAGCGCGGCGACUGUGCCGUGAUCAAACCUCCGAGGCAACCAAGAAACUCUACGGCUCCGCCCCCGGAGCCUGUCCGAGUGCCCGUGCCACCAACGAUCUCACAUUUUGUCAUGAACCUCCCGGCAUCCGCAAUUGAGUUCACACACAAUUACCGCGGUCUGUACCACGGCCACGAGGAGCUAUUUGAGCCUCACACCGAGACCAAGCUGCCCAUGGUGCACGUUCACUGCUUCUCAGUCAAGGCUGAUGACGAGACACCCCUCAUGGACAUCUGCGAGCGGAUACGUAAAGAGAUUGGCGUCUUACUCAGACCGGGUGAUCCCGAGAACCAAGGCGAGGUGCUCAUCUACGAUGUGCGCGAUGUCGCUCCAGCAAAGAGAAUGUUUUGCGCUUCAUUCCGUCUACCGCGUGAGGUUGCCUUUGCCGAGAGGGCUUAG
Fusarium musae is the source of this 1371-nucleotide messenger RNA. It is a transcript of the gene TRM5, whose product is annotated as tRNA(m(1)G37)methyltransferase. The transcript is spliced from 5 exons. Gene Ontology annotation, cellular component: mitochondrial matrix; cytoplasm. NCBI's taxonomy places the organism in Eukaryota, Fungi, Ascomycota, Sordariomycetes, Hypocreales, Nectriaceae. Gene Ontology annotation, biological process: tRNA N1-guanine methylation; mitochondrial tRNA methylation. The coding region runs from base 1 to 1371 and encodes 456 amino acids. The record is from RefSeq and is a predicted model, not a curated record.